UUAUAGUAUUAAUUUUUUUUUCUUUUCUUUCCCCUGUUUUUAUAUCUCUCUCAAUUCAUUCUUCUCUACUUUUAAACCAUUCCCCAGAUUCAGUUUUUUUUUUUUUUUUUUUUUNAUAUAUUUUCAGUGUUAUUUGGUUGAGUUUUGGUGAGAUUUUAUGGGGUUUGAGAUGAAACCAGAGAAAGAUGUUAUGGAGUUGAUUGCUAGUAAGAAUCAAUGUAAGGCUAAUCCCAAUUCUGUUAACAAUAAGAAGAAGAAGAAGAACAAGAACAAGAAGGUGAUGAUGACAUGGAGACGGAAGAAUAAGAUUGAUUCUCCGGUUGAUGAGAUCACCGCUGUGCGGCGGCUGUUUAAUACUUGCAAAGAAGUGUUCUCUGACUGUGGUCCUGAUGUUGUUCCUUCUCUAGAUAAAAUCACACAUCUACGAGAGAUUCUUGACAAUAUGAAACCAGAAGAUGUCGGUUUAACUCCGACGAUGCCGUAUUUCCGACCAAACGUCGUACCGGAUAAUGGGUAUUCGCCGCCGAUAACGUAUCUACAUCUACACGAAUGUGCUCAGUUCUCGAUUGGGAUAUUCUGUUUGCCGCCUUCUGGUGUCAUUCCGCUUCAUAACCAUCCAGGGAUGACUGUUUUUAGUAAGAUACUCUUUGGUACAAUGCACAUCAAGUCGUAUGAUUGGGUGGUUGAUGCUCCAAUGAGAGAUCCAAAAACCCGACUAGCGAAACUGAAGGUGGACUCAACAUUCACCGCACCAUGCAACACCUCGAUUUUGUAUCCGGAUGAUGGCGGGAACAUGCAUCGGUUCACAGCUAAAACAGCUUGCGCGGUGCUAGACGUGCUCGGGCCCCCUUACUCCAAUCCAGAAGAUUGCACUUAUUUUCUAGACUUCCCUUUCGACAAAAUCUCAUCAGGGGAUGAUGAGGUGUUUAGAUGUGAAGAAGAGGAGAAGGAAGGUUAUGCAUGGUUGCAAGAAAGGGAUGAUAAUCCAGAAGAUCAUACGAACGUAGUUGGAGCACUAUACAGAGGCCCAAAGGUUGAUGAUUGAGAGAGCUCUUUUAUCCUUUUCACUUUUCAGAUUUCGAAUCAGCUUUUUUUUUCCUUUUCUUUAGUUUAAAUUCUUCUUUGUACAUAAAAAAGAAAAGGAAAGCAAAACAGGAAAAUAGGAAAGAUCUUUACUGGUUUUAGUCUAAAUCUUGGUCUCUAUGUUCAAGUUCUUUCUUUCCAAUAGUAGUAACCAAAAUAAAAUGGACUUGACUUGAUAUGUAUUCAGAAUCAGAGGGGUUUUAGAAUUUGUUUUGAUUGGUUU
Messenger RNA from Camelina sativa (false flax), 1306 nucleotides. RefSeq names its product plant cysteine oxidase 1-like. The record is from RefSeq and is a predicted model, not a curated record. Lineage: Eukaryota; Viridiplantae; Streptophyta; Magnoliopsida; Brassicales; Brassicaceae. Gene Ontology annotation, molecular function: oxidoreductase activity, acting on single donors with incorporation of molecular oxygen, incorporation of two atoms of oxygen.